AUGGACGGUGCGACUUUCACCCCCCAGCAAAAGGCUGAACUUGUGAAUCGAGUCCGAUCGGAAGUCCAGCAACAGGCGCUACAGGAACUGACACAAAAUUUGCAAGAAAAGUGUUUUGAUAAAUGUAUUGCACGUCCAAAUGGAAAACUGGAUGGGAAGCAGCAGAAUUGUCUUGCAUUGUGUAUCAAUCGAUACAUUGAUACGAUGAAAGUGGUCUCGGAAGCAAUGGUACAACGUGGUCCACAGGGCUAA
Peronospora belbahrii is the source of this 252-nucleotide messenger RNA. Lineage: Eukaryota; Oomycota; Peronosporomycetes; Peronosporales; Peronosporaceae. The record is from the annotation of a GenBank genome assembly.